CAAGGAAUUCAAUGAGACCCACAGAUGCUAGUCAGAAGAAAGCCAUUACGAUCAUAUUCCUGCAUCCGUGCUCAAAUUCCUGCUUCAACCGCAGCGUUCCCAGUUUGGCUCUACGGGAUUCAAAUGGCAGGGAGCCCACCCACUGGUAACCAAGAGAAAGCAACCAGUGAGAUGAACACUGCAGAGGACUGGGGCCUCAUCUUAGACAUCUGUGAUAAAGUUGGACAGUCACGCACAGGGCCUAAGGACUGUCUCCGUUCUAUUAUGAAGAGAGUGAACCAUAAAGAUCCCCAUGUUGCUAUGCAAGCACUAACACUUCUAGGAGCAUGUGUAUCAAACUGUGGUAAAAUCUUUCAUUUAGAAGUCUGUUCAAGAGAUUUUGCCAGUGAAGUAAGCAAUGUGUUGAAUAAGGGUCAUCCGAAAGUUUGUGAAAAGCUGAAAGCCCUUAUGGUAGAAUGGACUGAUGAAUUCAAGAAUGACCCACAGCUUAGUUUAAUAUCUGCUAUGAUAAAAAAUCUUAAGGAGCAAGGAGUUACUUUCCCAGCUAUUGGUUCACAGGCUGCUGAACAGGCAAAAGCAAGUCCAGCUCUAGUUGCCAAAGAUCCUGGUACAGUAGCCAACAAAAAGGAAGAGGAGGAUUUAGCUAAAGCUAUUGAACUGUCACUAAAAGAGCAAAGGCAACAGCAAACAACACUUUCCAGUUUGUAUCCGAGCACCUCAGGCCUUUUAACAAAUCACAAACAUGAGGGCCGAAAGGUUCGUGCAAUCUAUGAUUUUGAGGCUGCUGAAGACAACGAAUUAACUUUUAAAGCUGGAGAACUUAUAACCAUCCUUGAUGACAGUGACCCAAAUUGGUGGAAAGGUGAAACUCAUCAGGGCAUAGGAUUGUUUCCAUCUAAUUUUGUAACAGCUGAUCUUUCUGCUGAGCCAGAAAUGAUGAAAGCUGAGAAAAAAACAGUGCAGUUCAGUGAUGAAGUUCAAGUGGAGACAAUAGAACCUGAGCCUGAACCAGUUUAUAUUGAUGAAGAUAAAAUGGAUCAACUCUUGCAGAUGUUACAAAGUGCAGAUCCAUCUGAUGACCAGCCAGACCUCCCAGAAUUGCUUCAUCUUGAGGCAAUGUGCCACCAGAUGGGACCCCUCAUAGAUGAAAAGUUGGAAGAUAUAGACAGGAAACAUUCAGAACUUUCAGAGCUCAAUGUGAAAGCAAUGGAGGCUCUUUCUUUGUAUAACAAACUGAUGAAUGAAGACCCGAUGUAUUCCAUGUAUGCAAAACUACAAAACCAACAGUAUUAUAUGCAGUCAUCUGGUGUUUCUGGCUCUCAGGUGUAUCCGGGGCAGGCUCAAAGUAAUGCAUAUUUGGUGGCAGGGAGUGCACAGAUGGGCCAUAUUCAAGGCUACAAUCUUCCUCCUGAACAGCUCUCCUCUCUCAGCCAAGGCACAGUUACUCCAUCUGCCAGCUCCGUGCUGCCUGGCCAGCCCGCACAGACCUCUUACACAAACGCAAUGGUUGGCUCUGUUGCUGGAAACACUUACUCCAACCAGGCUUCGGUGUACAGCCCACCACCUGCUACUGUUGAUGUUGCUGCUUACCAGAAUGCUGGAACUAACAUGUCCCAGGUGCCAAACUAUAACUUAGCAUCCACGCCUCUGCCACAGACAGCAGGCAGUCAACCAGCACCUCCACAGCAACCACAGCCUCCUCCACCUCCACAGCCACAGCAGAGUUACUCGCAGAAGGCUCUGCUAUAGGAUCCAGGACCUCUGAUUCCUAACCUUCUUUAACCUCUGCUAAAGGCAGUCAGCAAUUCUAUGAGUUUCUUCCUUUAAUCUAUUAAACUCUGUUUAUCCUCAGCUUAAUAAGAAUCUAUCUCGGUGAACAAGUUCAAUUUGCACUGACUUUUUAGGAUUUUUUUUUUUUUUUUUUAAUUUUGCAGAGGAACGGAUAUAUUUAGGACAUUUAAUUCCUUUUAAAAUGCCUAAAAAUUGGUACAAGAUUAUUUAUGUCUGGUAAAAUUGGCUAGUCUGUGAAAACUCAACUCUUGCAAACUGUCGUGGCAUAUAUGUUAUGUACAUAUAGUGUGUGAUUGCAAUAGUGGCCAUUUCGUAUAGCUAUGGUGAUCAUGUGAAUAUAUUUAACACAAUGUUUAAAAAGAAUUUACUUUACUAUUUUAUUUUAAUCAUGAACUGACGACCAUGUUUCAUAGUUUUGUCUAGUUUUAUGACAGAUGUGAUGUCUUUAUCCAAUGCAGGUAAGGCAGUAAUUCUGCAUAUCAUGGUGACACUUACAAACUAAGGUCUAUAUAUGAAUUUACAAACUUAUCUGAGUCUAGGCUUCCUUGCUUCUUGAAUCGAACACAAGUGUAUCAUGACUAUUAGAUGGCUUAUCUACCAAAGUAAACUAGUUAACUAGUAAGUGAUUUUGGGGGGAUAACAGCAAAUUAUGAUUCUGCUUCAGAUAGAAUUAAUAACUUAAAACUACUAUUCAGAGGCUGCUAAACAUAUCGUGGGACCAUGCAACAGAACAGAGUCUUGCAUUUUAUCAUAAAAGCAUGUAAUUUAUUUUUUCCAAGUUGUUUUUUACAAUGAGAACCAGAACUGUAUUCUAUGUGUGUUGGUAGAGAUUACACCAAAGACAGAGGAAUUGAGUUGAAAGAGAAAUGGUGGAGUUUUAAACUGGAACACACAACACGAAUAACACUACUUUAUCUAAGUCUUCUUAAUUAGAACACGGAGAAUUGUGGACAUUUCAAUCACUUUGCUGAACAAACCUUCAGGGCUUUAUUUUAUCUCUUGUGGCCUUGCUUAGCAAUUUGUUCUGUUUACUGUUCUUACACAAACACUUCUGCCUUAAACAUCUGUCCUGAUUUCCAUGUGUACCACUUGAGUUUAUUAGCCCUUCCAUUGCAGGAAAAGCUGAUGAGGCAUCUUACUGUCGCUCCCUCUCAGGUUACCUUGAGUUCUCUCCUGCAGCAACAUCCACGAGCCCUUUUUAAACCCUAGCAUUUCUCAGUGACCCAGCCAGGUGGCUCUUUAAGGCACGGUAUCUUCUUCCUACAGCUGAGAUGCUGCAAAAGGCACAUGGUGAUGGGAGGCAGCAUUUUAGAUAUUCCUGAUCAGAGUUCCUUGUCCAGAGACCGUUGCUGCUUUGCGUUUGUGUUCAAUCUCUUAAUGCAUCCCGAUUUCCUCUUACCCUUUCCAGCAACUCUCAUUCCAAUCAGAGCAAUACUAGGUGGCUUCAACAUCAGAUCUGUGUUUUCAGCCUUGUUGGUGUGUGUGUCAGAAAUCGUUUGCUUUUCUGUACUAUAUUUUAGCGUGAUGCUUCUGGAAUUAAAUGUGGCAAAUGGACAUUAUGUUAUAAGCUCACCUCAGUUGUCCCGUACUCUCCCGCGUCUGUUCACGGUUACCGGACAUGCCUUUGGUUCACUGUUUUAAUAGACACUGCUAAUUUGCCUUUUAAUGCUUUCAGGUUACUGCUUUGCAUAACUUCUGACUGGGGUGGUUACAAAACGUGCCCGUAGCUGAUGUGUGCCAGCUGGGGAUGUUCUAGCCAGUUGGCUGUUUUGAUACCAGUAUUUUCAUGUCCUUUUUUUUUUUUUUCUUUCUCCAGAAUUCUUAAGCACCCUCAAAAACUGACAUUACUUCAGUACCUGGUGUCAUCAUAAAAGUCUGUGGAAUCUGAAAGAAAAUACUAAAAAAAAAAAGGAAUCCAAGAUACUGUCAUAGAUCAUUUUUAGUGGAUUGAAGAGGUGAUUUUCUUUAGAAAGGGCAUGCAGUAUCAUUUAGAUAGUGUUGUCUGUGUGCUUUAGGUACUUCAUUCCAAAAUCAGAGAAACAAGAAGUAUAGAAGUAUGUAAUUUCU
Molecule: messenger RNA, 3858 nt
Organism: Calidris pugnax (ruff)
Lineage: Eukaryota; Metazoa; Chordata; Aves; Charadriiformes; Scolopacidae
Gene: STAM
Product: signal transducing adaptor molecule
Exons: 15
Coding region: 25-1749 (574 amino acids)
Biological process (GO): protein transport to vacuole involved in ubiquitin-dependent protein catabolic process via the multivesicular body sorting pathway
Cellular component (GO): ESCRT-0 complex
Molecular function (GO): phosphatidylinositol binding; ubiquitin binding
Source: RefSeq, a predicted model, not a curated record